This is a messenger RNA of Puccinia graminis f. sp. tritici CRL 75-36-700-3, 1059 nucleotides long. RefSeq lists its product as uncharacterized. The record is from RefSeq and is a predicted model, not a curated record. Bases 35 to 925 code for a protein of 296 amino acids. Lineage: Eukaryota; Fungi; Basidiomycota; Pucciniomycetes; Pucciniales; Pucciniaceae. The transcript has 6 exons. Gene Ontology annotation, biological process: rRNA (guanine-N7)-methylation. Gene Ontology annotation, cellular component: nucleolus. Gene Ontology annotation, molecular function: rRNA (guanine) methyltransferase activity.
CGGCCCCACUGUGAACACCAACAAUCGAAUCGGCAUGUCUCGACCAGAACAUCAAGCACCGCCAGAAAUAUUUUACAAUGAUAACGAGGCGGAGAAGUACACCAAGUCCAGUCGGAUCCAAUCCAUCCAAUCAGAGAUGACCGAGCGAUGCUUGGAACUCUUGAAUCUGCCGUCCCAAUCCGACGAUCCUGGGGAUCAUGAUUACUCGGCCCUGCUCUUGGAUAUCGGCUGUGGAAGUGGACUGAGUGGCGAGAUCAUUUCCGAUCAUGGCCAUCAAUGGGUCGGCGUCGAUAUCAGUGGAAGUAUGCUCGAAAUCGCUUUAGAUAGGGAAGUUGAUGGCGAUCUGUGCUUGCAUGAUAUUGGGCAAGGAUUUGGCUUUCGACCAGGAAGCUUUGACGGGGCGAUCAGUGUAUCAGUAAUCCAAUGGUUAUGUAAUGCAGAUAAAUCCUCAAACUCACCCCCGAAACGACUCAAGGCGUUCUUUGAGACUUUGUUUGGUGCAUUGGUUCGAGGCGCAAGAGCGGUGUUUCAGUUCUAUCCUGAAUCUGAUGAUCAGGUUCGGUUCAUCAUGUCUUUUGCUAAUCGGGCUGGAUUCACCGGGGGAUUGGUUGUCGAUUACCCUAACAGUCAGAAAGCGAAAAAGUUUUAUCUGGUUCUGAUGACCGGGCCUUCGCCGCACUCAACAACAACCAACAAUGCCAACCAAUUACCUCGAGGACUAACGACUGAAGACCAGAAUAUGAGAGUCAAGUAUAGCAAGAAAUCAAAUCACAAGAAAAACAAGAGAUCUUCCACCAAAGGCGCGAUCGAUGAAUCUAAACAGGCAUGGAUUUAUAAGAAGAAAGAACUCUACAGGAAACGUGGGAAAGAAGAUGUUCCAAGAGACUCCAAAUUCACCGGACGGAAACGGAAAACUCAGUUCUGAUUCGCCCAUUCUAUAUCGAUCUCUUUUCUUUUUCUUUUCCUUCCCCUCUUCUAAUCUUCAAUCAUCAUCGUCUCGAGCUCAAUCUUACAUGCUUUUAACUCCUUCUUGGUUUCGUUUUUUUUUUUUUUUUUUGU